Thamnophis sirtalis is the source of this 1827-nucleotide messenger RNA. Lineage: Eukaryota; Metazoa; Chordata; Lepidosauria; Squamata; Natricidae. The record is from RefSeq and is a predicted model, not a curated record.
GGGUGUCGACUGGGCUAGCAAUAGCGCUGGGUGCUCGAGGUUGGAGAGAGUCGGAAGUGGCUCCGUGGGGGCAUCGCUAUCGCCAUGGGGGCUGUGCUCGGGAUCUGCUCUUUGGCCAGUUGGAUUCCAUGUCUUUGCAGUGGUGCAUCAUGUUUGUUAUGUGGCUGUUGUCCUAACAGCAAGAAUUCUACAGUUACUCGGCUCAUUUAUGCUUCCCUGCUUCUUCUUAGUACUUUUGUUGCAUGCAUCAUGCUGGUACCAGGAAUGGAGAAACAUCUCAAAGAGGUGCCUGGUUUUUGUGAUGGCUUUGAUUGUGAAGCUUUGGUUGGAUAUAGAGCUGUCUAUCGAAUCAGUUUUGCUAUGGCUGUGUUUUUCUUCCUCUUUGCCUUACUUAUGAUACAAGUGAAAUCAAGUAAAGACCCACGGGCUGCCAUCCACAAUGGAUUUUGGUUCUUCAAAGUAGCUGCAAUUGUUGGAAUCAUGGUUGGGGCAUUUUAUAUUCCAGAAGGGUCUUUCACAAGAGUAUUAUUUGGUUUUGGAACUGGGGGUGCCUUCCUCUUCAUUCUCAUCCAGCUGCUGCUGCUUGUGGAUUUUGCUCAUUCCUGGAAUGAAUCCUGGGUUGAACGGAUGGAAGAGGGAAAUUCCAGAUGCUGGUAUGCUGCUCUCCUGUCCUGCACCAUUUUGAACUACAUUAUGUCGUUCAUUGCUAUCGUACUCUUCUAUGUCUUCUACACAAAACCAGAUGGCUGUAUUGAGAACAAGGUCUUCAUCAGCUUUAAUAUGAUCGCAUGCAUUGCUGUAUCGAUCACAUCAAUCCUUCCCAAAGUCCAGCAUCCGGUCUUCUAACAACAGCCAAGUGAACAAGUUGACGCUAUCUGUCAGUGACAGUGUCAUUCUGGAUGAUACACCAAAUACAGCUGAUGGAGAAGAUGGAGAAGUCCGCCGGGUUUUGGACAAUGAAAAGGAUGGUGUCCAGUACAGCUAUAGCGUCUUCCACUUCUUGUUAACUCUCGCUUCCCUCUACAUAAUGAUGACUCUUACAAAUUGGUACAGUCCUGAUGCUGAAACGAAAACACUGAAAAGCAAAUGGCCAGUUGUCUGGGUGAAGAUCUCCUCAAGCUGGGUUUGUCUUCUUAUUUAUGUCUGGACUUUGGUGGCACCCCUGAUCCUUACCAAUCGAGACUUCAAUUAAAUGGUAACUUCUGUGAAAGCAUGGAGAUAUGACGUUCUGCUCUGCUGAAAGCCAAAAGUUAUGUAUUGCUUCGUGGACCUAAGACUCCAGGCAUCAUUCCUACAACAGGCAGACAAAUAGAAGUCUAACUUGUGUAAUGCUUAAUGCAGAAUCUAAGCGCUGUACAUAUUAAUGUGUUAAAUUCAAAGUUAGCAUUCCUGUUAUCUACUACAGCUGUGCUGUUGAAGGAUUUCGUAAAAAGCUUGUGUAAACAUUAUCGCUACUGGAAGUGUGAACGGAAAGUAAUAUAUUCUAAAGUUGUUUGGAUAUUUCACUGUAUGGAAGUGAGUACCAUUGCUACAUUGCUUUACAUUCCAUUUCAGGAAAAAAAUGUAUCUGAUGGAGCUUUGAAUAAUGGAUAAAGUGUUUUUCUUAACAGAACAGCAUACUAAUGUAAUAUACCAAGCCUAUAAAUGGCAAUUUUUGGGAUCAUUGUAGAAAACAAAUUUUGUAAGAAUCUAGCAUACUGCUAAACUUUUACUUUAAACACAUUCAAGUCAUGCUUUUUGAAACAAGCAAACUAACAAGCAAUGCUUGUUAAUAUAUCAUUCCACUGAGUUUGACAUUAUUUGCACUAUAAAUAUGUUGGAUUAAAA